AUGUGCGUGUCGGUAAUAAGUACCGCCAUCGGGCGCAAGAUCGGUGGCGGCAGCAUUGGUGACAUCUACCUGGGCACUCACAUCGUCUCCGGCGAGGAGAUAGCAAUCAAGCUCGAGAGCGUCAAGGCUAAGUACCCUCAGCUGGCAUACGAAGCCCGUGUCUACAAAUCUCUCGCCGGCAGUAUCGGUAUUCCCAUAUUCCGCUGGUUCGGUACCGAACAUGACUACAAUGCCAUGGCGAUCGACCUCCUGGGUCCCAGUCUCUGGAGGAUCUGUUUAGCUUUUGCGACCGCAGGUUCUCGUUUUAAGACCAUCCUGCUCCUCGCCGACCAGCUCAUCACCCGUAUUGAACACAUCCACGCCAAAUUGUUCAUUCACCGUGACAUUAAGCCUGACAAUUUCCUGAUGGGUAUCGGCAAGCGUGCCAACCAGGUCAAUGUGAUCGAUUUCGGACUGGCCAAAAGGUACCGUGACCCGAGGACAGACUCUCACAUCCCCUACCGUGAGAACAAGAACCUUACGGGUACUGCCCGAUAUGCCAGUAUCAACACCCAUCUGGGUGUCGAGCAGUCACGCCGUGACGAUAUGGAGUCGCUCGGCUACGUGAUGGUCUACUUCUGCCGUGGCUCCCUGCCCUGGCAGGGCCUCCAGGCCGCUACCAAGAAGCAGAAAUAUGGCCGCAUUAUACAGAAGAAAAUGACUAUCCCAACGGAGGAUCUCUGUCGUGGUUUUCCCUACAAAUUCGCUGCCUACAUUAACUACUCUCGCUCGCUCCGCUUCGACGAAAGGCCCGAGGACACGUACCUGCGCAAGUUGUUCCGUGGCCUCUUCGUCCACGAGCCCCUGCAGUAUCACAGGCGGUUUUGA
This is a messenger RNA of Penicillium alfredii, 867 nucleotides long. RefSeq names its product serine/threonine protein kinase. Gene Ontology annotation, biological process: peptidyl-serine phosphorylation; endocytosis; signal transduction. Gene Ontology annotation, cellular component: cytoplasm; nucleus. Gene Ontology annotation, molecular function: protein serine/threonine kinase activity; ATP binding. Lineage: Eukaryota; Fungi; Ascomycota; Eurotiomycetes; Eurotiales; Aspergillaceae. The transcript is spliced from 2 exons. Bases 1 to 867 code for a protein of 288 amino acids. The record is from RefSeq and is a predicted model, not a curated record.